CACAGGGUUUUUUGGUCUAGCUCUGUCAGAUGUGCUGAAAGGAAGACAGCAGAGACAGGAUGAGUCUGAGAAGAGGAAGACCACCGCUCACAUGUAACGAUGGAAAUGUGGCUGAAACGGUUGACUCUGGUGUUACUCACAGCAGCAGCGCUGGUGACAUCAGACCAAGAUCUUGUGAUUCUGGAUGAAAAACAAAACAAAGUGGAAGUUCUUGUCGGCUCCUCUGUGACUUUCGACUGCCGUAUAAUGCCGGCGACACCUGAUAGACAUCGGGUGGUUUGGCGCUUUAGCGCCUCAGGAUCUUCAGUCAAUGACUCAUACAAGAUCAACAAUUCUUCAGGAGAGCUGAACAAUACAAAAUAUAUUUUAUUAAAUGCAACAGACAAGAACAGCGGAUGGUACUUUUGCCAAAUCAUCGUUGAGAUUCCCUUAUUAAAUAUUACUAACAGCAGUGGAACACAAGUAGUUGUUACGAAGAGCAAGGAACAUACAACGUACCCGCCACUACCCAUAGUGACGGGUAAACAAGCUACUGCGUCUCCCACAGACAACUUCCCGGUCAUCGCCGGGUGGAUAUGGAUCGUGUUGGGGGUAUCUGCUUUCAUCCUGAUUGUCCUGCUGGUCACAUGUGUCUUGCUGAGAAGAAGAUGUCGCAGAAGCAGAGGAGAAGAACCUAUCUAUGUAAACUCUCGUCAUGUGGCCAGCAAACAGUCUUCACCUCGGCCAGGGUUGCCCGGGGACAACCUGAAAAUGGUUUCUUCCUCCCAAAACCUCCACAACCCGAGUCCAGGCCAGGGAUACCACAAAGACAAGCGGAGAUUCAAACAGUGAGGAAGUCAUGGACCUCAUAAAUCGACUCAUCAUAUCUUUAAAAAGAAAAGAUAUUAUGUGCCACUAGAUGGCAGAAGGUGGAUACUGUCAAUGGGUAAAUUCAAAAUGUUCUUUUUUUAUUUUAUUUGUUCUAUUUCAGCCUUUCUAUAGUAAAUAAGCACAACGUGGAUUUUUUGUAUGAAUUAUAGAGAUUGGGAGUGACAUGUUGAUGUUUUUAUCAGCUUUGUGCUUAUUGUUAGAGUUUAUAUUAAAAUGGUAAGAUGCAGGUUUUGUAAUAUCUUGAAUGUUAGUAUAUGAUAUUGAUAGGUAUCCUAUUCUGUCAUAUUAUCAUUUUAAUUUUGCAUUUUUAAUACACAUCAAUAAUAAAUAAAUAAGUCAAAAUCAAGGGAACAUUAAUAUUAUUUUUCAGAUCCAACUGAUUUCCUUUUGUAUUAUUAUUUUAAACUUUGAAUGUAUUGUUGGUGCAAGCUUUUCCUUUAAACUUGAAAUGUGUAUGUUAUUGUAUGUAUUUCUUCUCAGGUAUUUCCUGUAAAAUAGAUAUUAUAAGCCACUAGAUGGCAGAAGGUAAUUGCUUUCUGCUUUUGUCAAUGGGUAAAUAAUGUUUGUUUUAUUUCCACUGGUAAUAUUUGAAUAUGUUGCCAACAGUAGCUUUAGUAUGAUAAUAAAAAAGAAUAUAGUA
Cottoperca gobio is the source of this 1510-nucleotide messenger RNA. RefSeq lists its product as uncharacterized. Lineage: Eukaryota; Metazoa; Chordata; Actinopteri; Perciformes; Bovichtidae. The transcript has 5 exons. The coding region runs from base 100 to 831 and encodes 243 amino acids. Gene Ontology annotation, biological process: B cell receptor signaling pathway; B cell differentiation. Gene Ontology annotation, cellular component: external side of plasma membrane; B cell receptor complex. The record is from RefSeq and is a predicted model, not a curated record.